This is a messenger RNA of Ostrinia furnacalis (Asian corn borer), 1118 nucleotides long. RefSeq names its product lipopolysaccharide-induced tumor necrosis factor-alpha factor homolog. Gene Ontology annotation, molecular function: zinc ion binding. The record is from RefSeq and is a predicted model, not a curated record. The transcript has 3 exons. Lineage: Eukaryota; Metazoa; Arthropoda; Insecta; Lepidoptera; Crambidae. The coding region runs from base 108 to 410 and encodes 100 amino acids.
ACUAUUAGUCACCGAAUUAAUUCUGCCAGUGCAAACGAAUAAGCGAUCGUGCUAAAAAUAAAAAAUAAAAUUUUGGAAUUGUCACUAAGUAACCAAAAUAUUUCAAAAUGGGAGAUGUUGAAAUGAACCCCACCAAGGUCACCAUUGUCACCAAUGCUCCAGCUCCGGGCGCCAUCUCUGUGGGUCCCGUGGGGCCUGAUGAGAUGGCAGUCACCUGCCCCUCGUGCCUCGCCACCGUCACCACCAGGGUUGAGCGGAAAGCCUCCACCAAGACACACAUGAUCGCUUUGGCGAUAUGCGUUUGUUUCGGCUGUCUAUGCGCGUGGAUUCCCUACUGCAAGAACUCCUGCCGGAACGCUGACCACUACUGCCCUAACUGCGACUCCUACCUCGGAACGUACCAGAAUUAGUUUUAAUAUUUACUUGAUAAGUUUAGUGUUCUAUCUUUAGUACAACUCCUUUUUUCCCAAGCCUAAUCUACUUAUAGCUCCUACUUUUCUUAGGCUCUGUCUUGUUAAAAGUUCCUUUUUUUAGUACAACCUCUUCCUUUUCAAGUCUUAUUAGCUGUCUCUCUGUUUGCGUUUGUUUUAUUGCUUUAAGAUUAAAGAAAUGAAAACAAAUAUUGCCCACUUGUAAGUUUUGCGUUAAGUAUUUUUAAUAAAUAAUGAAAUCUCACCAAAUCAUACAAUUAUGUCUCUAAGCAGUGGCUUUAAUUCCUACAAGAAUAUGAAAAAUCUACAAAAUAUUUUUAAGGGAAAAUCAAAGUAAAGGAGUUUUUACUGAACCAUUUCAGAAUGUUUCAUGUAAUAGCUAAUCAUUAAGUGGUAUCUUUAUUCUAUUGUUGGUUUUAUUUUUUGUUUAAUUUAAAUUAGGUUAAGUAUUUAGUUUUGUAUAGUAUCCUAUAGAUGAGAGCACAUCAUUCAAUACAUUUGUGUUCUGUUGAGCUUGAAUUGCUGUCGUCUGUACUCGUACUAGAACACGAUCAUAAUCUGAUUGAGAUAAAUGUUUUUUUUUUAAUAAAUUAAAUUAGAUAAGGACUUUUACUUUCCUGUUAAUAUUGCCGCAGUGAAAAGAAAUAAGUUAUUAAUUUAUUCAUAUAAAAUAAAUUAUAAAUUGUU